GUGGCUCCGUUUAUCCUUCUCUUCCUGGGUCUACCUGUUCUGCUCUAUCUCACCUCUACUUCGCGCAUACACUCUAAUAGGGUGCAUUUGGUGCCUGUAUAAGGCUUUGAUUUUCCCUUUCAGGAGCUAUCUGUAGAUCUGAAUCGGACGGGAGGCCAACGGUAGUGGUGGUGGUGGUGGUGGUGGUGGUGCCGCCAGUCAUGGCGAAGGAAGAUGAACCGGUGUCGUCGACGAGCUCCGAAGUCAUGCUGAAGUCUGAGGAAGUUGCUCCGGAGGCUGCUGCUGAGACUGCGCGGGUUAGUAGCUCCGGCGUCGAUUUACAGGUCGGGGAGAAGCUUUCCAAUGGCGAUGGCGAUACCUCCUCUGGGCGCGGGAAGCCGGUUCUUCCUAGAGUAAAUACGACGCCGCCGGAGAUACUGAACGAAAAGCUAAAGCUGCCUGCGGCGCUGGAAAGGUCGAAGACGGAAAGGCAGAACAACAUACACGCUGCAGAGGUUGAGCAGAUUUUCGAUGAUCGCAUUUCGAUACAGCAGAAGCUCACAUUGUUGAACAGAGUUGCUACUGUUAAAGAUGGAACGGUAGAAUUUGAAGUUGCAGAAGAUGUGGAACCUCGUAGUCCUGGAAUUGUUUCAGCAGACUCAUAUAAGGAAUUUGAUGAAGAGCCUCUUGAUGAAGCAGACCAUCUAGAUAUUCCUCCGUUGCAAAUUGUAAUGCUCAUUGUUGGAACUCGUGGAGAUGUCCAACCAUUUGUUGCAAUUGGAAAGCGAUUACAGGAUUACGGUCAUCGUGUUAGAUUGGCCACUCAUUCCAAUUUCAAAGAGUUUGUCAUGACAGCUGGAUUGGAAUUUUAUCCUCUUGGUGGAGAUCCAAAAGUUCUUGCUGAGUACAUGGUAAAGAACAAAGGAUUUUUGCCUUCAGGACCUUCAGAAAUACCUGCACAAAGAAAUCAGAUAAAAGAAAUUAUAUUCUCAUUACUUCCAGCGUGCAAAGAACCUGACAUGGACACUGGAAUUCCCUUUAAAGCAGAUGCUAUUAUUGCUAAUCCUCCUGCAUAUGGACAUACACAUGUUGCAGAGGCACUGAAAAUUCCAAUUCAUAUAUUUUUUACAAUGCCAUGGACGCCAACUAGAGAAUUUCCCCAUCCAUUGUCUCGUGUAAACAAACCAGCUGGGUAUCGAUUAUCCUAUCAGAUCGUGGACUCCAUGAUUUGGCUAGGAAUGAGGGACAUGAUAAAUGACGUCAGGAAAAAGAAGUUGAAGCUACGACCAGUCACUUAUUUGAGUGGUUCCCAAGGGUCCGAAUCAGAUAUACCACACGGAUAUAUCUGGAGUCCGCAUCUUGUCCCAAAACCAAAAGAUUGGGGACGCAAGGUGGACGUUGUAGGAUUUUGCUUCCUUGAUCUUGCAUCAAACUAUGAGCCGCCUGAAUCACUUUUGAACUGGCUUAAAGCUGGGCCAAAGCCUAUCUAUAUUGGGUUUGGCAGUCUUCCCGUUCAACAGCCUGAGAAAAUGACACAGACAAUUGUCAAAGCAUUGGAAAUAACUAAACAGAGAGGAAUCAUUAACAAAGGAUGGGGUGGCCUGGGCAACUUGGCAGAAGAGAAGGACUUCGUAUAUCUACUGGAUAACUGUCCUCAUGAUUGGCUUUUCUUGCAGUGCUCUGCUGUGGUACACCAUGGCGGGGCUGGAACAACGGCAGCUGGCCUUAAAGCUGCGUGCCCAACAACAAUCAUUCCGUUCUUUGGUGACCAACCGUUUUGGGGGGAUAGAGUACAUGCAAGGGGUGUUGGCCCUCCGCCUAUUCCAAUAGAUGAGUUCUCACUUCCAAAAUUGGUUGCCGCAAUAAAAUUUAUGCUCGAUCCCAAGGUCAAAGAGCGUGCAGUCGAGCUUGCAAAGGCCAUGGAGAAUGAAGAUGGAGUUUCCGGUGCUGUGAAGGCAUUCUUCAAACAUCUUCCACGUAAGAAACCCGAGUCCAUCCUGAGAACUACUCCAUCAAAACGUUUCUCCAUUCGGGGAUGCUUCGGCUGCUCCUAAAGGUCUGCCAUCUUUCCCGUGUCUCUCCCAUUAUGUAUAUACAUUUAUUAUAUGCAUUCUUUUUGGUGAUGAAUUCAUGGUCAUGUUAGCUUCAGUGUUUUUGCAGGUCUUAUUUUUUCUUACUGUGCAAAGAAAUCACACACGCAAAUAAGCUAUAUUGUGUUUCAUGAUACCCGUUUUUGGGCCUAUUUGUUGAGUCCUGUUUAUAGAAUGCUUUUGGGAUUUCUUUAGUCUCCAAUUAGAAAAUUAUGACUACCAUUGUGUUUUUAUUUUGUGUAUAAUUUUCGAAUUUGGAUUAAUUAAUUUUUUAUUAAAUAUGUUAUGGAAGUGUUUUGGUGUA
Molecule: messenger RNA, 2373 nt
Organism: Andrographis paniculata
Lineage: Eukaryota; Viridiplantae; Streptophyta; Magnoliopsida; Lamiales; Acanthaceae
Product: sterol 3-beta-glucosyltransferase UGT80A2-like
Exons: 14
Coding region: 201-2033 (610 amino acids)
Biological process (GO): carbohydrate metabolic process
Molecular function (GO): hexosyltransferase activity; UDP-glycosyltransferase activity
Source: RefSeq, a predicted model, not a curated record